Sebastes umbrosus (honeycomb rockfish) is the source of this 644-nucleotide messenger RNA. RefSeq names its product hemoglobin subunit beta-1-like. The record is from RefSeq and is a predicted model, not a curated record. Gene Ontology annotation, cellular component: hemoglobin complex; haptoglobin-hemoglobin complex; blood microparticle. Gene Ontology annotation, biological process: hydrogen peroxide catabolic process; oxygen transport. Lineage: Eukaryota; Metazoa; Chordata; Actinopteri; Perciformes; Sebastidae. Gene Ontology annotation, molecular function: oxygen binding; oxygen carrier activity; organic acid binding. The transcript is spliced from 3 exons. Bases 88 to 534 code for a protein of 148 amino acids.
GGUCGAGUUGACUGAAGCAGUUUGCAGAAAAAACUACUCAGCACUCUUUCUUUUCAAGACUGUAAGUCGAUUAAAAAAAGGGCAACCAUGGUUGAGUGGACCGACCAGGAGCGCAGCAUCAUCAGCAGCAUCUUCAGCACCUUGGACUAUGAUGACAUCGGACCCAAGGCUCUGAGCAGGUGCCUGAUCGUCUACCCCUGGACUCGGAGGCAUUUCGUCAAGUCCUUCGGUGACAUCAAGACUAACGAGGCCAUCAAAGCCAACAAGCAGAUUGCAGCCCAUGGUAUCAAGGUGCUGCACGGUCUGGACAGGGGUUUGAAGAACAUGGACAACAUGAAGGCCACCUACGCACAGCUGAGCGUCCUGCACUCAGAGAAGCUGCACGUCGACCCAGACAACUUCAGGGUGUUCACUGACUGCCUGACCAUCGUCGUCGCGGCAAAAAUGGGGACAUCCUUCAAUGCACAAACGCAAGCCGCCUUCCAGAAGUUCCUGACCGUGGCGGUGUCUGCUCUGGGAAGGCAGUACCACUAAACCAGGCAGCUUUCUUCCAGCACCUGGAUACCAUGAAGGAGAUCUAAAAAUUUUUUACACCUUUUACUUGUCUCCUCAACGAAGAAAUAAAGUCACAAUGAAACAAAGUU